Dalotia coriaria is the source of this 2460-nucleotide messenger RNA. RefSeq names its product Leucine rich repeat protein windpipe (gene wdp). Bases 33 to 1847 code for a protein of 604 amino acids. The record is from RefSeq and is a predicted model, not a curated record. Gene Ontology annotation, molecular function: protein binding. NCBI's taxonomy places the organism in Eukaryota, Metazoa, Arthropoda, Insecta, Coleoptera, Staphylinidae. Gene Ontology annotation, cellular component: plasma membrane. The transcript is spliced from 2 exons.
UUUACUUAAUCUACACAAAAAGUGUUGACAAAAUGCACCUCGUGUGGUUCCUAGCACUUGUGUGCGCCGCCCGGGGCGCACCUUUUCCGCCCCAUGAACAAUCACCGUGCCCAUCCGAUUGUGAAUGCCUAACAGUGGAUUUGGUAACAACCACACGCUGCACAUCACUCGCGUUUGUCCAAGAUGGCUCAUCGGAAACGCUCAACAAAGUGUCUCACCUUGACCUGCGUCAUUCAAAUCUAACAAAAAUCGGCGCGAUUCGUAAACUGCAUGGUCUUAAAAGUGUCAACAUGGCGCACAACGACAUCCGCCAUCUUGUCGAUCUUUCAAGUCUAAGUAAACUCUCGAUGUUGAAUCUCCGAGGAAACAAACUCAAGUCAUUGGAUGUCAAUAACCUCCCCAAAAAUUUAGAACACUUGGAUGUGUCUUCAAAUCAUUUCGCAGACUUUCCUGAUUUCGUAAAUGGGAAAAAAUUGAGGUUAAGAAAAAUUAACCUAGCGGGUAAUCCGUUUAUUUGUUCCUGUGAAUUGAAAGCCAAAUGUGAGGAUCUUAAAACUUGGGUUACAAUUGAGAAACCAGUGACUUGUCGUGAUGGUUCUGGAAAUAUUCAAGAAGUGACCAAUUUGAAAUGUCCCAUAGUUAGACAUGUUGACCACAAUCAACAUAAUGACCUUGAAAAGAUGCAAAACGACGAACAAAUUGAAGGAUCCGGUGAGGAACCUGAACCAACUCCUGAGGAAACUUCCGAAGAGGAUCAAACAGAUGUUUUUGCUGAAGAUGACGAAGGUUCUUCUAAAAAAUUAGCAGAAAUGCAAAAUGAAGAAUUAUUACUAACUGCAUCUUCACCAGCACCUGAGUUAACAGAUGAAGAUUAUAUUGAUAAUGGAGACGAGGCAGAAACUGAUGAUACCGAGGGUUCAGGUCAUUCUGGAGAUGAACCUGAAGAGAAUGAAGAAGAAGGAUCAGGAACAGGUGUCUUAAUCUUCCCAACAACUGAAGAAACUCCUUUGAAGGCUUGCAACUUCGAUUGUUCCACACCUUUGACCUUGGAUGAUCCCACCAAUAGCACUGAACCAGAUCCCAGCAUUUUUGACGAAAUCAAAAAAGCAGUCAAUGAUAUAUUCUCUGAUGAAGAUGAAGAUGAUGAAGAAUACAGUUCUACAUCAACAACAGAGACACCAAUGACCAAUGUAGUUGUUCAUAAAUCCGAACAAGGUCGUUCCGAUGGUGUUGUUCCUAUAAUCAUCAACGAAGAAGAUAAAAUCCACUCCGUUGAAGAUACAGAAGCUUCCGAAGUGAAAGAAGCAGGUAACCCUCUGGGUCUAAGCAAUAAUAUGAUAGUGGUCAUCGCGUUAAUCAUAGUAAUGGCUUGUAUUAUCAUCUACACCAUCCUGAUCAAACGCAGGAAGAACAGACGUCAACCCAGACGUAUUAACACAAGCCCCGGUCAGGAAAUGAAGACCAUCAAACCUACAAAACCAACACGGACAUCACUACCACCCUCUGACAAGAGUAAAAGCAUCCCAGAAAAGGUCCCAUUGAUGAAUGGUCAAAAUGGGAACCAGAACGGAAACCAAAAUGGCGGAGGUCCCAAAAACGGAAGCACACCCAAUGCUCCAGCAGAGGUGACCACACCAUUGAUCAAUGAACCUCCUCAAGAAAAAGAAGACUUCCCUGCUACAAUGAGGUCACCUCGAGGUGAUCACAGCCCUUUACUCCCUGAAACACAUAGGGUUACUGUACAAGCAAAAGAACUGACAGCGCCAAAGACACCAUUACUGAUCAACCGAGUACGAAGUCAAGAUGGGCAGAUCAUCACAACCCCAGAAUCGGAUCAGCAAUUUUAAUUGUGUUAUGACAACAACUGGAAUACAUUCCUGGUAAAGUGUGCGAUUGAAAUAAUGACAUUUUAAUACCUCAGUAUUAAUUGCACGUGAAGCUGGAACUACAAGUGAAGAUGUGAUAUAUAUGAUUCGAUAAAGAUGGUUGUUCCUAUUUAUUUAACGACUGUGUGUGCAUUGUGUAAAAGAAAAACACUCAAAGUGUUCAAAGGAAAACUUUAAAAAAUAUUGCUUGACGCUUUCCGCUCAACUUAACCUCCCCUCUUGAAAAAGUGAUCAUCUAAGUCAGACCGCGCUGCUUCGACGCAACUAGCGCCAUCUAGUGUCGCAAUAAAUUACAUAAACGUAAAAAUAAACCCGUUGGUGCUUGUUGGGAGUUAAAAGACAAUUAAUUAUGCAAUAGUCAUCACAUACAUAUGAAUAAAUAAUAGCCUGCCAGGAUAAUAUAUAUUUUACUUGAAUUGCAAACAUAAUAGAUAUUCUACUACGUCAUAUAUUACAGUUUUCUUUUUCUAUAAAUAUUUAAUUGAAUGUUAUCUAUUUGUAUUAAGUAUUGUGACGUCAAAAAAAUUAAAGAACGAAUACACGUUGUUAUAAAUAUAUUUCUAUUUGAUAAAAA